AUGGAUAGUAGUACACUUACCACUCAAAACGGUGGUAAUUUUGCCACUAAUACUACACCUACACCCACCUAUGCAAAUUUGUAUGCCCCAUUAAACUGGCCUCCAACACGACCAUAUAAUGGCGUAAAAGAUCACACUUUCUAUAUAGUCUUUACAUUCAUUUAUAUCUUUUUUAUUUCAAGUUUAAUUGGCUCUAGCUAUGUAAUAUAUCGAACAUACAUGAAAUGGAAGAGUAAUAAUUACGAAACACUUCCUAUGUCAUUAAGACUGCCAUUUUAUUGUGUUAUAACUGAUUUCUUGACAAUAAUUGCACAUCUAAUUAACACGGGUCACGCAGCUAUAUAUGCGGUUCCAUGGUUCAGUCCAGUGUGUGAGAUUAUUGGUGCAUUAUCAGUUUGGACUCUUAAUUUAAAUAUAUAUCUUUUCCUUGUAGCAACUAUUUCCACCUAUCUUCGAGCCGCGCUACCGUUAUUAUUAUUUAUCAACGGAGAAUUUGGGGGUGAAAGAUGGUGGUGUGCUGGGAAGAAUAAUGACAGCACACUUGGGAUAAUGGGAGUUAUUGCUACGACUAUGGUAGUAAUCACAGUGAGCUUUGCAUAUUUCCGUAUUCUAAAAUUGUUAGUACGUCAUCGCUCACAAUUACGCGAAAGACUGGAUAAUCAUACAUUCAGCGACUUUGAGCAUCGAAUCGCAAGAAAUGUCGCACGAUAUAUCCUGCUUUUUUUGUUACAAUGGUUGCCAAUUGGCGUGUUUACAGCAUUGCAUUUAAGUGGUAAUGAAGAAGCUUGGGUAUAUAUGCUCGUGAUUGAGUGA
Messenger RNA from Ambispora gerdemannii, 813 nucleotides. The record is from the annotation of a GenBank genome assembly. Lineage: Eukaryota; Fungi; Glomeromycota; Glomeromycetes; Archaeosporales; Ambisporaceae.